Messenger RNA from Trichomonas vaginalis G3, 1485 nucleotides. Its product is annotated as signal recognition particle 54 kDa protein family. The coding region runs from base 1 to 1485 and encodes 494 amino acids. Gene Ontology annotation, biological process: SRP-dependent cotranslational protein targeting to membrane; SRP-dependent cotranslational protein targeting to membrane, translocation. The transcript has a single exon. Gene Ontology annotation, molecular function: ATP hydrolysis activity; GTPase activity; 7S RNA binding. NCBI's taxonomy places the organism in Eukaryota, Parabasalia, Trichomonadida, Trichomonadidae. The record is from RefSeq and is a predicted model, not a curated record. Gene Ontology annotation, cellular component: cytosol; signal recognition particle, endoplasmic reticulum targeting.
AUGCUCCAAGACCUUGGUGAGAAGCUUAUGGGGAGUAUUAAGAAGCUCUCCGAGUCGAAGACCAUCGAUGAGAAAGUUUACGUAACCUUCAUGGCCGAAGUUGCGAAAAGUCUCAUCGCGGCCGAUUGUUCCAAGGAGAUCGUUUUCGAUUUUUCACGCAGAUUGAAGGACAGCAUCAACUUCAAAGAGAUUCCACCUGGUCUUUCAAUUCGUCGUGUUAUAGAAAAAGCAGUUUUCAAUGAAUUAGUUAAAUUAAUUGAUCCUGGCAUUCCUGCAUACAAACCACAGAAGAAGAUGCUCAAUAUUUUCAUGAUGGUUGGUUUGCAAGGUGCUGGUAAGACUACAACCGUCACAAAACUUGCAAAUUUCUACAAGCGUCGUAACUGGAGAACAGGCGUUAUUGCAGCAGAUACUUUCCGUGCUGGUGCUCGUGAACAGCUCAUGCAGAACGCUCAGACAGCCAGAAUUCCUUAUUUCGUUGAUUUCACAGAACAAGACCCAGUUCAGGCCGCCCUGAAAGGUAUCGAAAAGUUCAGGAAGGACAAGUACGAGAUCGUCAUUAUCGAUACAUCCGGUCGUCACAUGCAAGAAGAAGCUCUUUUCGCCGAAAUGAAGGCGUUAGCAGCCGCUGUUAACCCUCACGAGAUCAUUUUCGUUAUGGAUGGUACAAUUGGUCAAGCCGCUUACGACCAAGCCCUUGGUUUCAAGAACGCCGUCGGUGUCGGAUCAAUCAUCAUCACAAAGCUCGAUUCCAACGCUAAAGGUGGUGGUGCCUUAUCAGCUGUUGCCGCUACGAACUCACCAAUCAGCUUCAUUGGUUCUGGUGAACAAUUUACAGACCUUGAAUGGUUCGAUCCGAACUCAUUUGUUUCCCGUCUUCUCGGUAUUCAAGAUCCCGGUGUCAUCCAGCGCACUCUCGAAGAAAUUGAUAAGGAAGCAAAUAAAGAAAUCGCGGAACAUAUUCAAAAAGGCCAAUUCUCGUUCAGAGAUCUUUACAAUCAAUACAAGAUGGUUCUCGAUGUCGGUAACUUUAACUCUAUGCUCGAUUCUAUUACAAUUGCCCAAGGAAUUAAGCCUGGCAUGAAGAAUGAUCCAGAACAUACAAAAGAUACCGUCAAAAGAAUCCUUGUCGUCAUCGAUGCGAUGUCUACAUCCGAAAUAGAGAACCCUCUUCUCUUCAAAAACGAUGAAUCUCGUAUCGCAAGACUUUGCUCCGGAUCUGGAAUGCCUCCGCCAUUUGUACAGUACGUGAUCAACGAGCAGCGUCGUUGGGAGACAAUGUUCAAGAGAAUGGACAAGAAGACUCUCGCAUUGAUGUCUCAGACCGAACAACCGAACUUCGCAAAUGAAAGACAGUUCAAGGAACAAGUCAUGAAGAUGGCCAAGUCAAUGGAUAAGGAAAUGCUCAGAUCUGUCGGUGGAAUUGAAGGUCUCGAGGCUUCAAUGAGACAGGCAUGGGUGGCUGGAAAGAAUAAGAAGAAGUAA